Molecule: messenger RNA, 1362 nt
Organism: Micropterus dolomieu (smallmouth bass)
Lineage: Eukaryota; Metazoa; Chordata; Actinopteri; Centrarchiformes; Centrarchidae
Gene: slc25a24l
Product: solute carrier family 25 member 24, like
Exons: 10
Coding region: 1-1362 (453 amino acids)
Biological process (GO): transmembrane transport
Molecular function (GO): calcium ion binding; ATP transmembrane transporter activity
Source: RefSeq, a predicted model, not a curated record
AUGGAUCAGUUUCGUGGUUUAUUUGUUAAACUGGACCAAAACAAGGAUGGAUUCAUAUCGGUGGCGGAGCUCCACAACGAAAUGAGGAAGCAUGGGAUCCUCUCAGCGGAUGGCAAGGUCCAGAAUAUCAUUGAUUCUUAUGACAAAGACAAAGAUGGCCUGCUGGAUUAUGAAGAGUUCCUCAGAUACAUGAUGGACAGAGAGAGGAAAUGGAAAAUUUACUUUCAUGACCUUGACAAGAACAAAUGUGGGGUGAUUGACCAGGACGACAUCAUAUGUUUGUUUAAGGAGUUAGGAGUGGUCAUAUCAAAGGCGAAUGCAAAACAAAUAAUUCAAAUGAUGGAUGAAGACAGUUCAAUGACGGUGGACUGGGGUGAAUUCCUGCACCAUGUCGUCCUCAACCCUGUGGACAACAUCGGGGAGCUGGUGUCCUCAUGGAAACACAGUCUGGUUUUUGACGUGGGUGAGAGCCGCACAAUGCCCAUCGAGUUCCCAGAGGAGGCGUCCGGUUUCGGUGCGUGGAGGACGUUUGUUGUCGCAGCAGGACUGGCAGAUGCUGUAUCCCGAAGUGUGACGGCGCCCAUCGACCGCCUGAAGACCCAACUUCAGGUUCAUGGAUCCAAGGCCUUCUCCCAAGGCUUUCAGGAGAUUAGGGCAGGUGGUCUGCGGUCGAUGUGGCAAGGAAACGCCGUCAAUGUGUUGAAAGGAACUCCACAGUCAACGCUACAGUGUCUUAUCUACGCCCAGAUGAAGGUGUACACCCAAAACAGAACACAGGAGACUCUGACGGUGCAGCAGCGUUUUGGCUUGGGAUGUGUGUCCGGUGCUGUUGCUCAUGCUGCCUUCUACCCUUUAGAGGUGCUGAAGGUGAGAUUGAAUCUGCAGCAAGCUGGCACCUACAAUGGUGUUGUGGCUUGUGCCCGAUCUAUUUACAGACAUGAGUCGAUGUCCUCCUUUUACAGAGGAUUUAAGCCGAGCAUCCUCUGCAUGAUGCCUUAUGCAGGUGUGGAGUGUGCAGUGCAUCAGUCAAUCAUGAACUGGGCAAGGAGUGAUCCAGCCUACAGCAGUGAGUCCAAACUGUUUUUCUUCAGUUUUGUGGCCUUUGCUUCUGGACAAAUGACCAGUUACCCACUGGCAGUGAUCAGGACUCAGCAGCAAGCACGAGCUUUCAGCUCAGACUCACAUACGGCUUCAGGUGUAUUACAAGGACUUAUAGGGAUAUAUGAAAGAUGUGGAAUUAGAGGAUAUUAUAACGGAAUGGGAGCCAGCUUCGUCAGGGCUAUUCCAUGUGCUCUGAUAAACUACACUUUAACUAGAAAAUUUGAAAAUGUGUUUUCCUCAAUUGAGUCUUGGGAUGUGUGA